AUCAUAGAAGAAUUUUCAUUCCUUUUGGGGUUGAGGGUGAAACUAGUUCCGUACAUCAUUUGCCUUGGACUUGGAGGAACUAAUAACACGUAAUUCUUUAUUGAAUUGAAUAUAAAAAAAUAAAAGAAAAAACAGCACAAAUUAAGUGUGUGACUGCGAGACCUAGAAGAGAGUUUGCUACUUUGCAUCGUUUUGGUUUUUACUUCACUAAUUAGGAGCUCGAUUUCGAGGCAAGUUCGUUUAUAUUGUGCUCAAUGUUUGUGAGACUUAAAAAGUCAAAACAGUUGACGUCGUUUCGAGUUCAUAUGAUCUCGGUCAUUGCACACCUUUCAAAGCACAUCAAUAAAUUCACAAAUCUGCUCCUUCUUGUAUCAAAUGCAAGUCAUCUGAAAUAUAACAGGAAACUGAGGAAGCAAACUUCUGCUGGCUGAUGCAAUCGGUGGUGGACAAGGCCGAGAAAUCAACAGUUUACAGUUUAAUUGGAGCAAUCUAAACCCAUUUCCGAGGGGUCUGCAGGGUGCUGCGCAGGAAAGAAUACUGAAACAAUGUCAUCCAAAUUUUUGGUCUCAUUGCUAUCAUGUUUGAGAAAGGAGGAAAUAGAUACUCAUAGGUCGUCAUUCUUGGAAAAUGGAAGCAUAUUAUUAGAGGAUCUCAUUGCUUCUUGCAAUGGAAAAUCUAAUCCCAUUCGAAAUUACUCUGCUGAUGAACUCAUGAGGGCAACCAACAAUUUUGAUCCUUCUGGCGUGAUGCAACAAGAUUCAUCAUACAAAAUGUUCCAGGGUUUUCUUGACAACCGGUCAGUUAUCAUUAAAAAGUACUACACUGUGCACUGGCUUGCUCCAGAGCAAACUAGGUCUAUAGCAAUUCGAGACAUUGUCAUUUCAAUACAGAUGAGCACCCACAAAAAUGUUUUGAAACUCUUGGGAUGUUGCUUAGAGUUCCCUAUACCAGCUCUGGUCUAUGAAUAUGCAGCGAAGGGAGUUCUCAACUUUGAAGGAGGUUAUGGGAAUAAUGAGUCCCUACCAUGGAAAACUAGAUUGAGUAUUGCAAAGCAGCUUGCAAAUGCAAUUACAUAUUUACAUACUGCAUUUCCCAGGCCCAUUAUUCUCAGGGAUUUAAAACCCAACUGCUUUUUUUUAGACAAUGACUAUGUUCCUAAAAUCUGCAACUUCGCAACUUCCAUAACCAUUCCACCUAUGCAAUCACAUGUUUAUACUGAUUAUUUGAUAUAUACACCUGGGUAUCUUGACCCUACCUACUCGGCUAAUCACCGCAUUUCAGAAAAAACUGAUGUGUAUACUUUUGGUAUUGUAUUACUUGUAUUUAUAACAGGACAGCAAGCCAUGUUAAGAAAUCAGGCAGGAGAAUAUGAGCACAUAAUUCCAUAUGUGAAAUCACAUGCUUCUGGUGGCCAAGUUCAAACCAUUAUGGAUCCUAAAAUAUCUAUGGAGGUAGGGGGAGCUGAGCCAGCACACCAGCAAUUGCAUGAUUUCGUAGCACUGGCAUUGUUAUGCACUCAAGAUAAAAGUGAAGAAAGGCCAGAUAUGAUCGAUGUGGCCAAAGAACUCGUACAAAUUGAGAAUUUUAUCUCGAGUGGCUAGCAACAACAUUGAUUUGAAGUUCAGAAUUAACUCUGUCUCUCAUUUCUUUGUACUUUGGGAUUCAACAUUCAAGUGCACUUGUUUGUUACAUUUGUUAUCAAACUAGAAUUUGACAGCUGCACUUGUUUGUUAUUUGAAACUUGGUUGCUCAUCUGCACUAUAUGAUUCAGCUUUCAUUCCUAAUGUG
Rosa rugosa (rugosa rose) is the source of this 1788-nucleotide messenger RNA. Its product is annotated as serine/threonine-protein kinase ZRK1-like. The coding region runs from base 546 to 1601 and encodes 351 amino acids. Gene Ontology annotation, cellular component: plasma membrane. The record is from RefSeq and is a predicted model, not a curated record. Gene Ontology annotation, molecular function: ATP binding; protein serine/threonine kinase activity. Gene Ontology annotation, biological process: cell surface receptor signaling pathway; protein phosphorylation. NCBI's taxonomy places the organism in Eukaryota, Viridiplantae, Streptophyta, Magnoliopsida, Rosales, Rosaceae. The transcript has 3 exons.